AUGUAUGCCGCAGUGACCAGGAACACCGCAUAUAAAGUUUUGGACUCUCGGUGGGUUGUUAGAUGGUUCAGACUGCUCAAAGAUGUUGUGAGUGACUUCAAUGACGUCGUGAUAGUCUUUGUUGUAUUCAGAGACCAAAGAGUCUCCAACGCAUUUUUUUUAGAUGGAUUUGCGCAUAUCUUGGAAGAACAAUGGCAAGUUGAUGUGCUGCUCAAGGCAGGUGACAGCGAUCCAGAUGCAGCAAUCUCCGCCCACAAACUUGUUCUGGCCGCAAGAUCAAAGGUCUUUAAGAAGAUGCUUGAGGAGGAUGAGUGCAAGACUUCGUCUGGAAAAGAGAUAAUCACUCUCUCGGAGAUGAAACAUGAAGAGGUAAAGGCUUUAGUAGAGUUCAUAUACAAUAGUGGCUUAACGCCUUGUGCAGAGCAUGCUCGAUCACUCUAUCUAGCAGCGGACAAAUAUGAGAUCCCACAUCUACGAAACCUAUGCAGAACUAACUUAUAUCUUCUCUGAAUGAGUCUAAUGCUCUUGACGUUUAUGAGCUUGCCCAAAUCCCUUUCGAUGACGAACUGAACAAUGCUGCCUUAAGCUGUAUCCAAAUGAAUAUAACUACUAUUGCUUACUCUGAUGAGCUCAAGCUGUUCGCAAAGAGCAACCCAAAUCUUACAGUGGAGAUAGUGAAGGCUUGUGUUGAACGGAGUAGAAACAACCAAUAUUGGGUAGAGUAUAAAAACAACCAAUAUUGGCAUAAGUUGAGGCUGGUUUAAGAACCAUAAUGUAGCCUUUCGUUAUCUAUCUAUACUAUUAUUUAUAAAGUGAUUUUACUUAUUUGUUAUGUUCUCCAUGAUUUUACGUAAUUUUGCUUACUUGUCAUAUUUUUAUUAGAUUUUAGCUAAAUCAUUGAUUUAUUAUUUGUUACUCCCUCUGUUUUUUUAUUGUAACUAGUUUUAAAUGAAUGCACAAAUAUUAAGAAAGUUGUUAAUUUUUUCAAAAGUAGCAUUUGAUAUAUAAAUUAGGUGUAGUUAAACCAAUCAUAAAUAAGUAUCUAUUAUUUGAUUGGUAACACUAUAACCAAUAAAAGUAAAAGUUACUUAAAAUUAUGAAAGCUAUUUAUAUUUUGAAACAAACAAAUUUUGCUUAAACUACUUA
Molecule: messenger RNA, 1146 nt
Organism: Brassica rapa (field mustard)
Lineage: Eukaryota; Viridiplantae; Streptophyta; Magnoliopsida; Brassicales; Brassicaceae
Product: putative BTB/POZ domain-containing protein At2g40440
Molecular function (GO): protein binding
Source: RefSeq, a predicted model, not a curated record